This is a messenger RNA of Schistocerca piceifrons (Central American locust), 745 nucleotides long. RefSeq lists its product as uncharacterized. Gene Ontology annotation, molecular function: odorant binding. Lineage: Eukaryota; Metazoa; Arthropoda; Insecta; Orthoptera; Acrididae. The transcript is spliced from 6 exons. Bases 149 to 556 code for a protein of 135 amino acids. The record is from RefSeq and is a predicted model, not a curated record.
AGUAACACCACACGUUGGAUAGUGUGUGCUGUGCAGUGACAGGUGUUCCAGUGCUGAAUACAUCCGCUUCCGGUUUCCUGCUGUGUGUUACAAACUGCACAGCGGGAUUUUGUUGGGGCAGAUACAAGGAAGACUCUAAAGAUUCGAAAUGUUCUAUUGCUACGCUUUUACUUUCUGGUGCUUGCUGUGGCUGGUCUUUCACCCUUCCGUGAACUGCAGCGAUUUGAGUACUUGGCGAGAAUGCAACGAAACGUAUCCUGUUUCUGAUGAAACGAUCAUUUCCUUCCGGAAAAACGGCACUAUACCAGACAAGUAUGAUACAACGGCAAGGUGCUUCGCUGACUGUUAUGGAAAGAAGACCACUAUGCUAACUUCAGAUGGAGGUUUCAACUGGACCACCCUAGAAAUCAUUGCAUCAAACUUCAAGACGAAGCACACCGCACUGGACGUAUUUGGAAAGUGCAGGCAGGACAUCAGUGAUGAUGAAUGCAUGCAAAGCUACCUUUCACUCCAGUGUGUGGCUGAAACAAUCCUGUCCCUUGUUAAUGCAAGAUAAUGCUGCAGCUGCGUGAGGAUGUCAGAGCAUCACAGAGAAAUUGAAGCUCACUUCUUCAAAGAGGAAUCCUGUGUUGAAUUUAUUCACUUAAACUGAAGUGAUUUCAGUUAAGGACUAUUACCAACAGCAGAAACUCGUGUAUCAAAAAUAUUCUUUUGUGCAGCAAUAAAAACUUUAUUGUCAAAUAAA